Molecule: messenger RNA, 8105 nt
Organism: Amoebophrya sp. A120
Lineage: Eukaryota; Dinophyceae; Syndiniales; Amoebophryaceae
Source: the annotation of a GenBank genome assembly
GUCAGACCCAGGCUGUGUUUGCUUUGUAAGAUGUUGAUUCGCGUUUGUGCUGUGACGACGUUGACGCCUAGGGAAGGGCUCAGGUCAGGAAAGCGAUCUAGGAAGUAUUCGACUCGUUUUUGUAUGUGUUGAAAUAUGAACAACCGACUGGAGAACGUGAAGGUGUUUUGCCGGGUGCGGCCGCGACUUCAGCACGAAUUGGAUUGGGCGCCUUCCGACGGCACUGCCGCGGCGCUGGAUUCGAAUAGAAGCUCGCAGAAACGGACUUCUGUUUCGGCACAGGUACAAAUACAAUCAGAUAACUGGUUUCAAAUCACCAAUAACAACACCACGGUCGAGGUACCGCACACAGCGCGGCUUGCUGCGGAGCCCGCGACAUGGUGGGAUCCGGCCCAUGGCGCGAACAGAGACCAACUCCCGAGCGAUGUGAGCAACUCGAACACACCCGCAGGUGUAACGACGACGACGAGCAGUGUUCUGGCUUCUAGCAAUUCGAUUGCUCCUUCGUCCUCGGCGACGUCCAACAAGUAUGCCUUUCGGUAUAAUGGAGUCCUUAUGCCACAGAAAAAGAUAGGCUCAGGGAGGGGCAGGGCAUAUUUGUAAAUGCAGAAAUAAAUAAAGUAAACAGCAUUCUAGCUACACGAUCGAUCGCCUAUGACGUAUUUCAAUUCCUAUUUGUCUUGCUUUCUUGAUUGCGCAUCCUCGCCUACAGCCAGUGAGUGUCCGCUGCCUGGCCGGCAGCGAAGCCAUGCGCGACAAAGCUAACAGCCGGCACACAGACUUACGGGCAGAAGGCUCCUGCUCUCAGAAAGAGCUGAGCCUGAGGAAAAGCGAAGGACGAAAGAGAAAAGAGAGAACAGGACUACAACAUAGAUUACGCAGAGAGCACUCGCGCCAGACUGGGAUGAGUUUUUUGCGCGCUACCUUCAGAGCGACCUGGCCAGCCGCGUCUAAAUCGAUAGGCACUCGAGCGCAAUGCUUUGCAAUAAGUGAGUCGCGCCGUCUCCGGGGGGCCGCCCCUGGUCUCACUGUAGAAAACUAAGCAGGAAAAGGAUCCCACCACGCGCCGCAUUCAGAGGGUUGGAAGGCGCUUCGUCUUGGUCAGCUCGCCAGGACGUAGCGCCCAUCCUGUGGAGCUUCGUUCAACGCGAAGAGGUUCGGGAGCAUUUCUUGGCGAGAGCCUUUCGGUGGUCUCGUUAAGGCUCGAGGCUCCUCGAGGGGGCUGCUGCGCAGUCAGUAGGGGUCAGAGGUCAAAGCGUAAGUACUGUGAGCCGUUUUUGUGAUAGAUUUGUCGGCUCUUGACCUCUAGGCCAAAGAAUAGAGCUACCAAGUCCCGCCUCCUGCUGUACGUGUGCUGGUAGUUGCGCCUGGUUCGUAGGAACCUCCGAAACAAGCCCGCCCCAGAAUGAAGCGCGGCCCAGCAAUAACAACAACAAGAAACGGGGUAUCAGGGCAGGCUGUUCCUGGCGCGCGUCGAAGGAGGGAGUAGUGUCGAGCCCAGCGCGAGAUCAUCACUAUCACUGUGGUCAUUCUGCGUUAUCCUGCCUGCUUUCUUCCCCUCGAUACUCCUGGGUCCUGAGGCGGGUCAGGACGACGUGUGGUCCAUGCUGAACAUGGAUCACAUCCUGUCCCAGCUCCUGGAGGGGUACCACGGUACUAUUAUCGCCUACGGCCAAACGGGAUCCGGCAAGACCCACUCCAUCGAGGGCGUACAGUACAGCGACGCCGGCCAAGAACGAGUGGAGCCGGUUUUCCUGGAGCACACGCCCAAGGAAAAUUAUGGUCUCAUCCCACGAAUCGCGCACGCCAUCUUUGCAAAAAUCACAGAUGCAGGCCAUGAAAAUACGCUGCAGCGCCGGCCCAAUCAUGAAAUGAAAAACAAGAAGCCGGAAAUGAAGAGCGAAGUGGACGCAGAAGGAGAUGAAGCAGCACUGCUUGCCUGUGAAGAGGAAGACGGCGAAACUGGUACUAGCAGUGACGAUGCAGGACCGCUGGACGCAGGGACAGACGCUGAGAAGCUUGGGAGAGACGCAAAAGUUAAUAGCUCGUGCAUAUUAUGUCGGCCUCCGCUAUGGGUGUGUAAGGUUUGAAAUAAUUGACAAAUAAGAAUAAGUUGCUUUAUAGCGAAUGCAUAAGAUAAAGAUUAUCGACGCCAGUCGACGGCGUCGGAGUCCCAGUUUCUAGUUGGUGCCUGAAAAAAUUUUUCAGCGCCGAAAUCCAGUUUAUCGCGUUGUUUGGGCAGGGACGACCUCUUUCGUGACAAAACAUAUAUAAAUCCAGUUACGAUAGGGCUUCUAAAGUAGCACGACGACGUCGUGCUACUUUAGAAGCCCUAUCUCCAAGCAACCGCAAACAGGCUACUUGCAAUGAUCUUCUUCACUUACCUGCUCUCUAAUGCUUGCAGGCACUCUGCGCCUUAUAUUUUUCGGAUUAGAACAUGGGGCUGCGUUCCCGGUUUCGGUCGGUUUAGCUUCACGAGUUAUAAAUAUAUUACAUCUACUAAGAACUUUGUCCUUGUCGAUUAUUUCAAGCCUGACGCUUCCAUAGCAGCUAGAACGCGCUCAAUUUGAACAAUACGGAGCCCGCUUAUGCCUGUGCAAGUGCAUGAUAGAGUGCACAGGCGUGUUGAUCCUCUGCGCGCUGCAGCUUGGCGUGACAGGUUUUGAUGUACGGAUUUCUUCGAUGCUUUUUGACCUUCUCCUUCGGUAUUUUCAUAGAUAUAUCCGUGGGUCCGUGUAAUCCCAGACCGCCAUCCGAAAGAGCAAGAGAGACGCGAGUCAUUCGCUUUGUCCAUCGCAGACUGUUCGAGGCGGAGUGAUUGUAUUAUCCGAGGCUUUCAUAAUGCAAGACCGACGAGCAGCCUGGUGAGCCUGACGCUAGCAGCAACGUGGAGCGGAAUUUUGAGGUUCGAUGCAGCUUUUUGCAGAUUUACAACGAGAAAAUCUAUGACCUGUUGAGUUCAGAAGUCGCGGAAACCUACAUCGGUUGCGAUGACGACCGUGGAGGUCCUCGUAGAAAGAGAAGAACAUGCGCCGAAGCCGAUGAUGAAGCCAACGAGCACGAGGAACAAGAUGAAGAGAGAGCACAUCUUUCAGAUGCGGGCUCUGUAUACGACGAAGAGAGCGAGUUCGACGACCACGGCGCAGACUGCGAGACGAGCGACGCCGAGAAAGAUGCGAACGGAGACGUUUCAUCUUCUGCAUUAAUGAAAAGCGCACCUCCUCGCAAAAAGAGCAAGCUGCCGGAUGAUAUGGAGAAAACUAGAACUACAUCAAUUUGUGCGGGCAACAAGAGCGCCGGUACCGGAUCUGCAGAAGCAAGUAUGGCCGCGCCAUCACGGAAGCCCUACGCAGGCCGGAGCAGUAUAUCGCUUGCGAAAAUCUCGGGCCGUCGAGGCCGAGGACGGCAUCUCCGGCUUCGACAUCAAAGAGGCGAGUUCUUUGCAGAGGAUUUACUGGAAUGCAACUGCAAGUGCCCCCAAGAGUUGCUCAGGUAUUUCCAGGCGGGGAUCCGAGCGCGCGUCAUCGCACAGACAAUCAUGAACCAGUGUUCCAGCCGGAGUCAUGCAAUUUUUGAAAUCACUGUGGAAAGUAAAAAGCUCGGGAGCAGAGCAAAGCUGCAGCUGGUAGCAGACCCCCAGGAGUGUGUUUCUGUUCUUUUCAUUUUGAUCAAGUAAAGAUAGCUUUUGAUUCAAAUAUGCUUGAUGUCGAUGUCACGGUGUAAUAAAUUUGAUUCACAAUUGUCACGUCCUUUCUCCAAAAAAUGGAAAUCGAAAUACGAUCUGUACGAGUAGAAGCUAGGCGGGCCGCACCCGAUCAUAUCAAUCAUUCGCAUGUAGGUGGACCUUGCCGGGUCUGAGCGUCCUUUCGCUCGCGCUAAUUCAACUGGAGUAACCGGCGACACUGGUGCGGUGACUUGUACUAGCAGCUCCGCGAUAUCGUCUGCGACCAGCACACCUCGCGGAGAGCGUUUGCAGGAAACGGUGCAAAUCAACACGUCCCUUUUCAUCCUGCGGAAAGUCAUCACCGCACUAGCUUCUGGGUCCAGGAACAAGCACAUCCCUUUUCGAGAGAGUAAAGAAUGACAAAUAUUUUUAUAUAUUAUAGCAUCAGUCAACCACAUCCAUAUCACAUCGACAGUUCCUGUUCCAACUUGGCAGUUACGAUAAGGAUAAGCAUAUCGAUGUCAUCGUUUUUCCGAGUGGAGUUGUUGCACAUUGUCACUUUCGCACAAUGAUUGAAGAGUGCAGUUUUAGUUGUGGUAGCACGGACAUACUCGAUGAAACUCCAAAAUGAUAGGUAAGCUGACAUGUCUGCUGCAACACGCAAUCAUCCAGGGGAAUUCCAACACGAUAAUGCUUGCCUGUAUUUCGCCGGCUCAGGAAUAUUUGCAAGAAUCGCUGAGCACGCUCCAUUACGCCUCAUUGUGCUCGCGAUUGAAGACAUACCCCUGCCGCAACGUGGACCCGAACCUACUGAUGAUUGACAGCUUGAAAAAGUUGCUGCUAAAGGCACACAACUACAUACGUGAAAAAGAGGACGGAAAACUGCCGCCCGCGCUGCUCGAGCUGUCCCCGGAUGACGAAGACCAGCGGGAGGGUUUCGGGGAACAAAACCAAGAGCUGGCAGCAACACUCACGGGCCUCCAACUGCAGCCGCUGGCAGCAUCAUCUGGAGGAGUCGCUAUCUCUACUUCAUCGGCGUUUGCUGGGCCGCAUAGCUCGUCGACGCAUAGCUCGUCGACGUAUCUGGACAUGUACACUACUAGUCAACAGAAGGGCAGCAUGCAAUCCCGUGCCACGGCGGGAUUGAACUAUGGUACUACUGGGAGCGGACAUAAAACAGCAGAAAAGCUCCUGCGUAAUCGGUUUGCUGGAGCCUAUUACACCGAUACCGGCGUGGGUGGAGGGGGCGCGAUAGGUUAUCUGCGUCCUGGUGAAGAGUUGGGCUUCAUGGAGGCUCUUGCUCCUGAGCAGAACUCGCACAACCUAGCCCCAUCGGCUUCUAAAAGCGGUCAUUCCUCUCGUUACUAUCAAUUUCCGGGAGGCCGCGAAAACUCCGGACUCGGAUUGGGAGCAAGCACGGUUCAGGCAUAUGGAUGCCCAGCUUCUUGUUCUUCCUCUGCAAAAAGGACUACGGAUGCUCCAGGUGGAAACAACCUAGACCACGAUAACUGCAACAGAAGUAUAAAUAUGACUUUCGUAGCAAGUGUUUAAUAGUUCUCGCAGGCUUCUUGUUGUAGGCUUGUGCAAAUAAAGCAGAUAUUGAUAGACGGCUGAUGUAGAAGUAGAAGUGACUUGCCAAACACGACCGCUACACAGGAUACACGAAUAUUGAAUCCGAAGUGUAUUAUAAUGGCAAAAAGUCGAAUCAGGAGCGUCCCUGACCGCCGGAUUUUCGGCUUAGAAGGCUCGCUGCGAAAAAAAAAUGCCAUAUACUUACUUCGUUAUAUUAUGUGCCGAUGCCGGAGCCGGACAGCAAAAGAAAUAACUUACGUACGCUUUCGCUUUCAGGUGGUGUCAGUGUGCGACGGCUGGCCCGGUGGUUUCAUGCGCAAGACGAUCUUUUCUAUGGCAUUAAAAAGCCCGACGUUUCAAAACCAUCAGCAGAUCUCCUCGAAAACGCGGUACGUAAGCAUCUGGCUUCUUCCUCCAGAAGUGCUCAUCAAGCGAGAGUAACUGAAAGCGACGAAUUGAAGCACGACGAGGACGCCAGCGGCGAGACCGCGACUGCAACAUCGCACAGCAGCACGACGAGGAAGAACCGGUCGAGUCUACUCUCAGGAACUGAAGAGGAAAUGUUACGCAGGACGGCCGACCAAGAUCAAGAACAAGAUAGCGGAGGACAGGAAAAAUCCAGUCACGAAAAUCCAAAUCUAGCAAGCCCAAGUUCCGAUGUGCUGCGCAAUAAACGUGGUGGCCUCUCAUUUCCGAUAGUUAUGUCGCCCGUGUUUGAGGGCGAGAACGAGGACGCAGAGAGUGUUCUCGAAGCAGAUCCUCCGAGGACCGCUUUUUCGACGAGCUUUGAUCGUCCCCGCACACCCACCAGCACUCGAAUGACCACACCUCCGAUAUCGGCGGCCACGGUGAGCUCUGCAAGCUCGUUGCGAGCCAGCAGACAUUUAACGCAACGUGCGAACAGCUGCCGCCGUGGCGGGAAGAUCAUGGUUGCUGCAGACGUCGACCUUCAACAAGAAGUCUCACCCAAGCUGGCCGCAGGGGUUGUGGAUAUCAAUAGUAGCAAGGGCGGCCCCUCGUCCUCCUCCUCGUGGUCAGGCGGAGCGACCUCGACUAGAGACCCGAGGCCAAUAGACGGUAUACGGAAGGUCGAAGCUGCCCGUCCCUCCGAACAAGAAGAGGACACAGCUUUCCGUAGAAGUCUAUCUACGAUGCGCAGGACGACAAUGCCGACCACGAACUCUUCCAGAGCGGCUUCGAAAGAGAAGACUGUGCCAGGAAUACUCGGAGUUGCGGUUUUACCAGAAUUAUGCUCCACCAAUGCCAAUGCGAGAGCGAGUACGAUUACGAGUGCUAGAAGAACAGAUGCUACGACCCCUGCUGGAGCGCGCCCAAGUAGACCUUCAGGAAGCAAAACUGCAUUAGCAUCCAUCUCAAGGCGGCGGAAAACGAAAACUUCCGCAGGCGAUCCAGAAGCUAGCUGUAGUGCUGCUAGUACUGAUGACACCGCGAACAAUCAGAAUCAACGCAAUCGGCAUCGAAGUGACAUUCCAAGUUCCAUGGGUAGUGGCAGGCCCACGUCAGCCUCUGCAACUCGGAGCACCGUCUUACGACCUUCUCAAAUGUUCAAGGUCGAGUUGCUUUCCCAACGUGUUGCUCCUUUUUUGCAUGUUUGGGAUGCAACAUCCUUUUUGUUCUCGCGGAUCGUGCUUCCGAGUAGAUAUUAGCUCGAGCAGGUCACGAACCCAAUAAAAAGAGCCGAACGACGACCAAAUUUGUUAGUCAGUGUUGAGGCUUCGCAGCACAGUAGCUAUUCACUGUAUCUGAGUCGGCUGGUGCAAAGCGCUGCUUUAUCUCCUGGGCACUUCUAGACAAAACUGGCGGAAGUGCAGCCGGAAGGUCGAGUUAUGUGAUACAUCUGCACGGAAAAGAAAGGCAUACCGAGGUGAGCCAGGGUAGCUGAUGCCGUCAUUGUCAUUCACGGCCAAAAGAAAAAUAAAAAUAAUUAAAAUACUUUUGAGCUGCUUCACGUUAAGCACCCCUGAGAAGGCCAUACGUCUCCGACUUUCUCGACGGAUUUUUGGCAGCCGACGACGACGACGAAUUUUUGAACACGCGCUUGGACCAGUACCUCGCCGAUACGCGACUGAGCACGGACAAUCAAGCCAUUCAGGCCAAGUCCUUCCUCGAAGACGACGUGGACCCCGCGCACGCGUUGAGCCUGCAGCGCGAGAUUUUUGCAGGCGGCGAUGUAGUUUUCGGAGGCGAGGUGAUGUGCGAGCCUGCAGCGCCGUUAUGGAUGGAGCAGGAGCAAGGAGAAGGAUGUCGUUCUUUCGACGUAGCAGGAUUAAAAGAUAUUGAUACUCCUCCUUGUUUGGUCACUACCUUUAAGGGUUUUGACGCUCGGCAUUUACCCGAAGUGGAAGACGCAUUCGCUAGCAUCAAUGUCGCUCAAAAGAAGUACAGCGCGAUCAUGAGAUCGAAUCUCGCGAACGGCGCCCUUCGCGGUUCGCGGACGCAAGGAGGUAAGGAAUUUCAGGACGACCAGGACGAGCACCCGAAAUUUUUGAAUUCCGGCCCUGUCUCGAUUGACCGGUCUUGUGACGUUCAGCACCACCAGCAGCAGCUCCUGCAGACGACGGUAAACACAUCGCGGAACACAACAAGAAACCAAUACCUCGCUGCCCCUGCGGCCAACGACGGUGGUGGAAAAAAUGCAAACGGAACGUCGACCGGAGCACAGGCAUAUCCUGUAGUGUGUUCUCCUACGGCCGCGCAUGCGUACGGUCAGAGCUGCAGCCCGGAACGAGCGGAGAACCUUCGUCUCGAAAAUGAGCGCCUCUCCGAGCAGGUGAAGGAGCUGCAAGAGUUAUAUUGUGUAAAAGCGUAUGAUUAUGCACCCAAGAGUUGUCACGCAGAUCUAGCAUAA